Sus scrofa (pig) is the source of this 5727-nucleotide messenger RNA. It is a transcript of the gene B4GALNT4, whose product is annotated as beta-1,4-N-acetyl-galactosaminyltransferase 4. Gene Ontology annotation, cellular component: Golgi cisterna membrane. The record is from RefSeq and is a predicted model, not a curated record. Lineage: Eukaryota; Metazoa; Chordata; Mammalia; Artiodactyla; Suidae. Gene Ontology annotation, molecular function: acetylgalactosaminyltransferase activity.
CGUUUCACGGUGGGUAGCACCGCAGCGUGGAUGCUGCUCGGUCCCGCCGCGGCCCCCAGAGCGUGGAGCCCGAGUGGCCGGGCGGGGCCGGGCAGGGGCACCGUCAGGAGUCCCUCCACCGCCCACCCUGGGCCCUCGGCCAGGGGCAGUCUGGUGUCGCGGCCGCACCCUGUGGCCGCGGGCGGCGGACAAAGGGCCAUGCGGGGCUGGGGGACCCGGCGCGGGGCGCACGGGAGCCGGGGGCCGCAGCGGCGCCACUGAGUGCGUCCCGGGGCGGGGCGGGGCCGGCCGCGAUGCCGUGGUUCCCGGUGAAGAAGAUCCGCAAACAGAUCAAGCUGCUGCUUCUGCUGGUGCUGCUCACCUGCGCCGCGUGGCUCACGUACGUGCACCUGAGCCUGGUGCGCCAGGGCCGCGCGCUGCGCCAGCGGCUGGGCUACGGGCGAGACGGCGAGAAGCUGAGCAGUGUGACAGACGGCCGGGGUGUCCGUGCUGCGCUGUCCACGCAGAGGGCAGAGGACUCCAGCGAGAGCCGUGAGGAGGAGCAGGUGCCCGAGGGUCGGGCCCCAGACAUGCUGUUUCCUGGGGGCGCUGGAAGGCCACUGUCACUCAACCUCACCCAUCAGGCGCCCCCGUGGAGGGAGGAGUACAAGGGGCAGGUGAACCUGCACGUGUUUGAGGACUGGUGUGGGGGCGCCGUGGGCCACCUGAGGAGGAACCUGCACUUUCCACUCUUCCCGCACACUCGCACCACCGUGAAGAAGCUGGCUGUGUCCCCCAAGUGGAAGAACUAUGGCCUCCGGAUUUUCGGCUUCAUCCACCCGGCGAGAGAUGGAGAUGUCCAGUUCUCCGUGGCUUCGGAUGACAACUCUGAGUUCUGGCUCAGCCCAAACGAGAGCCCAGCGGGUGCCCAGCUGGUGGCCUUUGUGGGCAAGACUGGCUCGGAGUGGACAGCGCCUGGAGAAUUCACCAAGUUCAGCUCCCAGGUGUCCAAGCCCAGGCGGCUCAUGGCCUCCCGGAGGUACUACUUUGAGCUGCUGCACAAGCAGGACGACCACGGCUCGGACCAUGUGGAAGUGGGCUGGCGAGCCUUCCUGCCCGGCCUGAAGUUCGAGGUCAUAGGCUCUGCUCAUAUCUCCCUAUACACAGAUGAGUCAGCUCUGAAGAUGGACCACGUGGCCCAUGUCCCCCAAUCUCCAGCCAGCCACGUGGGACUGGGCCUGCGGCAGGAGGAGCCCAGAGCCGACAUGCUGCGGCCUGACCCCCGAGACACCUUCUUCCUCACGCCUCGGGUGGAACCCUCGAGUCUGGAGAAUGUGCUGGAGCCCUGCGCCUACGCCCCCACCUACGUCGUCAAGGACUUUCCCAUUGCAAGAUACCAAGGACUGCAGUUCGUGUACCUGUCCUUCGUGUAUCCCAAUGACCACACGCGCCUGACUCACAUGGAAAGCGAUAACAAGUGCUUCUACCGCGAGUCGCCACUGUAUCUGGAAAGGUUUGGCUUCUACAAAUACAUGAAGAUGGACCGGGAGGAGGGGGAGGAAGACGAGGAGGAGGAGGUGCAGCGCCGAGCCUUCCUCUUCCUCAACCCUGCCGACCUCCUGGACGACGACGAAGACGGAGAGCCGCCUGAUGGGCUGGAGCCCACCCGGGCGUCCGCACACUGGGCGUCCCAGGCGCCCAGCACCCUUCGGUUCCCCGCCGCUGCCCCCACCCAGGCCCCAGCCACGCCCGGCCCGCCAACGCCCCCCAGGCGCUCUCGGGCGCUGAACUGGGCUGCACACCCCCUUCCCCUCUUCUUGGGCCGCGCCCCACCACCCCGUGCUGCAGCCGAGCGGCCGCCCCCAAGGGUGUAUGUGACGCGGGUACGGCCGCGACUGCGGGCGCCCCCGCGGGCCCUGGCACCGCUGAGCCCGCGCGGCCCCCCCUGGCCGCCCUUCCCUGGUGUCUUUCUGCGGCCCAGACCUCUGCCCAGGGUGCAGCUGCGCGCGCCCCCACGCCCGCCCCGGGCCCGCGGGCGCAGGACCCGUCCCCAGGCCACAGAGCUGAGGCCUCUGGCCCGGGCACCGGCCACCCAGGGGAGCCAGGAGGGACAGGCACGUGCACCCGGACUCACGGCCCCCACCGCGGACUCAAACUCUUCGUCCGAAGCGCAGCCCGUGACCUCCUUCCUGAGCUUGUCCCAGGUGUCCAGGCCACAGCUGCCGGGGGAGGGCGAGGAGGAGGAGGAAGAGGAGGAAGGGGACGAUGACGAGGAAGGGGCGCCGGGUGAUGAGGCCGCGUCAGAGGACAGCGAGGAGGCAGCUGGCCCGUCGCGCGGCCGCUGGCGCGAGGACGCCAUCGACUGGCAGCGCACGUUCAGCGUGGGCAACGUGGACUUCGAGCUGCUGCGCUCCGACUGGAACGACCUGCGCUGCAACGUGUCGGGGAACCUGCAGCUGCCAGAGGCCGAGGCCGUGGACGUGGUGGCCCAGUACAUGGAGCGCCUCAACGCGCGCCACGGCGGGCGCUACGCCCUUCUGCGCAUCGUGAACGUGGAAAAGCGCCGAGACUCCGCGCGCGGAAGCCGUUUCCUGCUGGAGCUGGAGCUGCAGGAGCGCGGCGGUCGCCGCCUGCGCCUCUCUGAGUACGUCUUCCUGCGACUGCCUGGAGCCCGUGCCGGAGACGCGGAUGGAGACGGAGAGAGUCCGGAGCCAGCUCCCGCCGCCUCCCUGCGCCCCGACGGGCGCCCUGAGCUGUGCCGCCCGCUGCGCCUGGCCUGGCGCCAGGAUGUGAUGGUACACUUCAUCGUGCCAGUGAAGAACCAGGCGCGCUGGGUGGUACAGUUCCUGGCAGACAUGGCCGCGCUGCAGGUCCGCACAGGAGACUCUCGCUUCAGCGUCAUCCUGGUGGACUUUGAGAGCGAGGACAUGGAUGUGGAGCAGGCCCUGCGUGCAGCGCGGCUGCCCAGGUACCAGUACCUCAGGCGAACGGGAAACUUCGAGCGCUCUGCAGGGUUGCAAGCUGGAGUGGACGCGGUGGAGGAUGCCAGCAGCAUCAUUUUCCUCUGCGACCUGCACAUCCACUUCCCUGCCAAUAUCCUGGAUGGCAUCCGCAAGCACUGUGUGGAGGGCAAGCUGGCCUUUGCGCCUGUGGUCAUGCGCCUGGGCUGCGGGAGCUCGCCAGGGGACCCCCACGGCUACUGGGAGGUGAACGGCUUUGGCCUCUUCGGGAUCUACAAGUCGGACUUCGACCGCAUCGGAGGCAUGAACACAGAGGAGUUCCGAGACCAGUGGGGAGGCGAGGACUGGGAGCUCCUGGACAGGGUCCUGCAGGCAGGGCUGGAGGUGGAGCGGCUCCGACUGCGGAACUUCUACCACCACUUCCACUCCAAGCGGGGGAUGUGGGGCACGCGCAGCCGGAAGACCCCCGGCAAGGAGGUGCCUUGAAGACCAGCAACCCCUCCUCCAGCUUCGCAGCCCUGGCAGCUGGAGGCCGGCGCUGAGCCUGGACUCUAGGGACCUAGCGGGGCUCAGCCCUGGGCACAGCCACCACCCGUGCCUGCAGCCCCCUGGCCCACCCCAGCCACGGCCCCCUUGGCGCCGCUCCCCAGAGAAGCAGCCUCCACAGCGGGCCAGGGUCAGCCUGGUCCCCACGCCCUGUGAGACGAUUUCUGUGAAAUUUUGCCGUAGCGAUGACGUUGUUUUCAGGAUUUCCAAGAGUUACGUCUGUUCCAUUUUUUAUUCAGAAUGAAAUAUUUUUUUUAGUUCUGGUUCAUCCUCUGUGCCCGGCUCUCUUGGGAAGGCAAAGACGAGCCGCAGCGAUGGCAGGAGAGCCCCCCACCCUUGAGACCGCUCACCUCUUCGCGCAUUUCCCCUUCGAGCUUCCUCGUGGGCCCUAGAGGAAAGGCUCUGGACCUUCCCCUCGUCACCGUGACCGGCACGCACGGCCUGGCCCUUCCAGCCCCGCGCAGAGAAUUUCUGCGACCUCCUUUGUCCCCUUCCUGGUGAAAACCGACCUUGGACGUCGGGCCUGCCCAUCUCCCUCAAAGAUGCAGAAGCACUCUGCAUCCUGGGGUGGCAGGGGGCUUUCUGUGACCAGGUUGGGGGGUGUAGGCUAGGACCAAGUUGCCAUAAAUGGAAAACCCAAUGCAAGCGGGUUUAGGCCAUAUCGGCGGUGGGGGGUGGGGGGUGUUGUUUGUUUGACUUUUCUCGUGUACCUAGAAGUGCAGGGUCAGGAGCAGCCCAAAGAACGCGGACACGGGCUGGGUGAUGCCGUCAAGAGCCUGCUCCUCCCCGGGUCCCAGUCACGGCAGGGAGGCCGGUGCCCUGCCUGGCAGCAUGUGCACCGCCUGUAUGAGUUCCUCACGGCUGCUGUGACAAGUUUCCACAAACAUAAUGGAAUUUACUGUCUUACUCUCUGGAGGUCGGAAGCCCUAAAAUCAAGGCUUCCACAGGCCUGCGCUCCGUCGGAGGCGUUACCUGAAUCUGCUUCCUUCCUUUCCCAGCUUCCAGAGGCCACCUAGACUUCUUGGUUCACGGCCUCUUCCUUUGUCUUCAAAAGCAGCAGCCUUUACCAUUUCCACUCACUCUCCCUUCCUCCCUCACACCUCAGCCACCGUCAUCACGUCUUCUCAGACCUGUGCCUCCGGCCUCCCUCUUUGAAGGACCCCCUGAGGACCUUGGACCCACCCAGACCGCCCAGGGAGCUGCCCCAUCUUAGGCAACACCCUGUACUUACUCUGCAAAGUCCCUCUGGCCGUGUCAGGUGACAGCCACAGGGCCUCUUUGGGGCCGUUACGCUGUGUGCGCCCCCUCACACGCACUCAGCGGGAAGGCAGCAUAUCUGCUCAGCACCCCAGACAGGCCUCAUGAGACAGGCCUCUCACCAUGAACACAGGGCAGCCGGAGGGUUUCUGUGGAAGUGGAGCCAGAGGAACCUGCCACGUGGGUCCCGAGAAGACCCUAGAGACGGCCCUGCUGGAAGGGAUGGGGAGGGGCCUUCAGCUCUGUGGCUGCUGAGCAGGGCGGCCAGCAGGUGCUUGUGAAUGCUUAGUCGCUUGUGACCUGGGCUGGUCCAUGUAGGGCAAGUGCCCACAGGGCGGAGGACACAGCUGACCUGCCAGAGGCCCCCAGUUCAUUCUGCCCACUCCUCCCCAAGUGUCUAGUUCAGAUGAAAUGGUCCCCACUCACAGAUGUUUCCUAACAAGAAAAGAAGUAGCACUAGAAUUAAGAAUACAUACUCCAAAAUGGGGUGAGGGGUGUAAUUAACAGGUAGGUAAAGCACACACAUCAGCGAAACAAUUUCCCCUGGAAGCAGAAGCGGUCUGCCUGCUCUGGACAUACGCAUGCCAUCAGGUCUUCCUCCGUGUUAGCAGCGUCCACUGAGCACCCACUCUGGAACAGACACCGACCAAGAAGCGGCGAACAAGGCAGACAAGGAUCCCUGCCCUUACAGAUUUAAAUUCUAGUGAAGGGUGAGGUGGAGCUGACAGUAGACAGCAAAGAAAAUGUAGAGCAAGUUAGCUGGUAGCAGCUAUUGUAAAAGAUCGAAGCCAGGAGAGAGGACAGGGAGUCUGCGGGACGCUGCCCUUGUAAUUCGUGGUCAGAACAAGCCUGAGAGUGUGACACCCCAGCAAAGCCCUGGGGUGGUUGUGAGGCUGCCAACGAGAGAGACUGGGGAGAGGGAAAGGUCAGGGGCAACAUUUGAGGGGUUAUUUUUCUUGUUUUCUUCUCUUUUUCUUUUUUUUUU